AUGGAUUUACCACAUAAUGUCGAGUCAACUCCCGACUCGCCCCACAAAUCACAAAUGCCCACAAGAGACAGAGACUCCAUAUGGUCACGUUUAGCUGAAUCUCUAAUCAGCCUCUUCCUUACGUUCUAUGAGGAUCUCGAUCUCUGCGAGUGGGACUCCUUCCAACGCAUCCUCGCUAUCACGCUAUCAGUCAUUUCAAACAUCUUUCUCAUGGUUUUCAGACUGAACGCACGCGACGACGGUUUUAGUUGGACAGAAAUGGGCUUUUUCACAGCUAGUAUCAUAAACAUGAUAUUUCUCAGAGCAUGUCAUAAAGACUACCAAUUAUUCAGCAGACCACCAUGGUCAAAGCCAAACAGCGAUCACGCAAGGCUUGUCGAUAUCUACCCAAGAAACAACAGGACUACUGAUUCAUUAAUAGGCGCUGCCUUGGCACCGCUGCUUGACAUGUUUGCAACAACAAAUAACGACGAUGAUCAAAUAUGGGAGUUAAGAGUAUGGAGUCCGAACACUUUUUACGUCAGCUUAUUCUCUUAUUUUCCACCUACCAAUAUAUUCAUCAUUCACUCUAUGAAUACGCACAACUGGCCGUUUCUCCUCGUCGCUCUUAUAUUCACAACAUCACAGGCUUGCCUUUUGGCAACAUUGUAUUCCGGAUACAUCAAAGACAAGGAAGUACUAUACGCCGAAUCGCAGAUAGAAUACGAUUCGUCCUUUGUCAAACGCAAAAUAUUCACUCUCAAGGCCGAUGCCACUACCCAGACUAAUCAAGAGGUCAGUUGGGAUUAUUUAUACCCGAAAGUAGAUAAAUUCAAUGUAACUGGAUUAGUAACUGGAAUACCAACAGGACCCGUAGCGACAACACCGAGUGAAAAUGGGCAUUUUACAGGUAGUCUGCUGAACAGCAGAAUUGUUGAACAUCCGAGCAAGACGAAAGGACAAAAUCUGGAAGACUUUACAGAUAAUCCUUGGGCUGAUGUUAACCCCGGGCAUGCAAACAAAGUGGGAAGUGAAACACCAAGAACGCCUGGAAGAAGUAGUAACGGUACGAUCACAGGCGCGAGAAGAGGAUUUGGAACUCAAUCGAUCAAUACAAGGAAUCUCGGAAGGAGUAGUAGGAGUAAUGGUAAUAAUAACAACAACAACGCUCUUAGCAGUAUCAAUGGGAACAGUAACCAUUCUCCGAAUGUUACAAAAAUAGUAGCAUCACCGUCAAUAUCAGCUCCGUCGUCAACAUUUACAACACCGACGAAACCAGAGAUGAUGACACGACGGAGGAGGUAA
Molecule: messenger RNA, 1284 nt
Organism: Paraglomus brasilianum
Lineage: Eukaryota; Fungi; Glomeromycota; Glomeromycetes; Paraglomerales; Paraglomeraceae
Source: the annotation of a GenBank genome assembly